Messenger RNA from Acanthosepion pharaonis, 642 nucleotides. The record is from the annotation of a GenBank genome assembly. NCBI's taxonomy places the organism in Eukaryota, Metazoa, Mollusca, Cephalopoda, Sepiida, Sepiidae.
AUGGAUCUUGAGUUCUUUACCGAUAUUCAAGAGACUAUAAGAACGCUUCACUUUCUUUACUUUGUCUGCCUCACUUCUCUCUCGCUCUUCUUCUUCUUUUCUUUUCCCUCUUUCUCCCUCUCUCUUCUUUUCUUUCUCCCUCUCUCUUCUUUUCUUUCUUUCUUUCUUUCUUUCUUUCUUUCUUUCUUUCUUUGCUUGCACUUUUCACUCUUUUUCUCACAUUUUUAUUUCUUUGUUUCUUUUUUCUUUCUUCCUCUCUUUCUUUGUUUGUUGCUUCUUUUACUCUUUCUCCCUUUCUCUUUCUCCUUUACCCCGUUUCUUCCUUUCUCUCUUUCAUUCUCUCUCCCUUUUUCUCUCUCUCCCUUUCUUUUUUCGCUCGUACUCUCUCCUUGGUUUAUUUCUUCUUCUUCUUCUUCUUCUUCUUCUUCUUCUUCUUCUUCUUCUCAUUUCUUUCCGUGUCCCAACCAGGGACUUUCUAUAAACUUUUCCAUUUCCCUGAAACAGCGUUCUUUCUUUUUUCUUUCUUUCCUUUUCUUUUUCUUUCUUUUUUCCUUUAUCUUUUUGAUCAUUUUUCUUUCUUUCGUCUUUCUUUCUUUCUUCUUUCUUUCUUUCUUUCUUCUUUCUUUCAUUUUUUCACUAUAA